Molecule: messenger RNA, 989 nt
Organism: Astyanax mexicanus (Mexican tetra)
Lineage: Eukaryota; Metazoa; Chordata; Actinopteri; Characiformes; Acestrorhamphidae
Gene: gpatch11
Product: G patch domain containing 11
Exons: 8
Coding region: 78-857 (259 amino acids)
Cellular component (GO): kinetochore
Molecular function (GO): nucleic acid binding
Source: RefSeq, a predicted model, not a curated record
AUGUUGCUCUGAGUCAGUCUGUAGUCUUCGCUUGCUUCACUGCUGUUCCACAAGCUGCUGUAUUUGUUAAUAAAAAAAUGUCUUCAGAUGAAGAGGAUUAUAUGUCUGAUGCUUUUCUGAACCCACAGCUGGACGUCAGGCCCGGCGUGCCGAUGGUGAAACGGGAGAAGGCGGCUCGGAAGAGAGAGGAUCUCCAUAAAGAAAAAUGUGUAGAGAAUCGACAGAAAAGCAUCAAACAGCAGGAGCUGGAGCAGCGGCAGGAGGCGCUGCAGAGCUCCAUCAGCACCGAGAACAAGGGCUUUGCUCUGUUACAGAAGAUGGGCUAUAAGGCCGGACAGGGACUUGGGAGAGAGGGUUCUGGGCGAGUUGAUCCGAUUCCACUCAACAUUAAAACAGACAGAGGUGGGAUCGGAUUGGAGGAGCUGAAGAAGCGGAAGGCUGCGGAGGAACUGGAACAUCACCGCAAAAAAGUCCAGAUCAGAAAACAGAUGGAGAAACGAAACCUGGAGGAUUUCAGAGAUCGUAAGAGGUCGGAGAAAGAGAAGCAGCAGGCAGAGGCGGAUCUGAGGCGGAGCCAGCGGGCCUGUCAACAACUCGACACCCAGCAGGGUAAAGUCGCACCGAAGGAUGUCUGGUAUUGGCCUGAAGUGAUCACUGAGGAGGCAGAGCAUCCUGAAGAGUCCAGUGAUGAGGAGAGUGAUGAAGAGGAGAUGACGUCGUUGGAGAAGCUGCAGUAUAUCACCUCGUACCUGCGGGACGUGCAUUUCUACUGCAUAUGGUGUGGAACGGCAUACAAUGAUGAAGAGGAUUUAAGCUCAAAUUGUCCUGGAGAUACGGCAGCAGACCAUAAUGAUUAAAUCAACAGGCUUCGUCUGGCACAUCUGUCGUAUAAUUUUAGUUUUCAUUAUCUUCUUUCAAUUUGUUCUGAAGAAUUUUGUCUUUGUCUUGAUAUUCAAAUAAUAUUUAUUUGUAAUAAAUUCUAAAAAAUA